Molecule: messenger RNA, 575 nt
Organism: Paraphaeosphaeria sporulosa
Lineage: Eukaryota; Fungi; Ascomycota; Dothideomycetes; Pleosporales; Didymosphaeriaceae
Exons: 2
Coding region: 135-473 (112 amino acids)
Source: RefSeq, a predicted model, not a curated record
UAAAAUCGUGGAUCGAUUCCGUGCUGACAGCCCUCGACUACCCCAGAUGUCGACGUCGACACAGCCAAAGAAAAGAAAACAAAUCGCAAUUUCGGCGCUUCAGUCCCCGAAACGUUCCUCUGCAUAUCGAUCAAAUGGAGGCGCUUGGCAUUGAUGCUAGAUCCUACAUGAAAGCCAUGGCAGAGGCUCUUGCGAUGAUGCACUGGGGUGCACGAAUCGACGCAAACGACGUUGGGUUUGUCCUGCCCCUCCAAGGGCAGAGUCAGCCCCGUCCAUCUUUCAGUCUAACUACUUGGGCCCACACAGCCUCCGGAUCCUUGAUUUCAAUUGUUGUCAGCUGCUUUCUAUGGACGAAGCAGGUGUUGAGAAAGCCUGUGCGGCGUUCUGCAAGAAUGAUUCAUUCUACCAAAGGCCGGAAGGUGAAACGGCUGCGCAUAAACAGCAAUGGAAUAAAUUCAGGAAGACAUUUUUGAGGGCUAGUAGGAUCAUUUUAGAUGAUGAUAGUGAAGAUAAUCUCCUUGCAGAAAGCUUGAUGAAAAGGAUAGAGGAGGCGGGGAAGGUCAGAAGGUAGAGGA